AUGGGAAAACGACUAAAGAAGAAGAAGACCAGCAUCAAGAAGUGCACCCUGAAUCCAUACUACAACGAAUCGUUCUCGUUUGAGGUUCCGUUUGAACAGAUUCAGAAAGUACAGCUGGUGGUAACGGUGGUGGACUACGAUCGUAUCGGUACGUCUGAGCCUAUCGGCAAGGUCGUGUUAGGUUAUAAUGCGAGUGGCACCGAACUGCGUCAUUGGUCCGACAUGCUGGCCUCUCCGCGCCGCCCCAUCGCCCAAUGGCACACCCUCAAGGACCCUGAAGACGAUAAGAAAGACUAAAAUGGUACCAUCAGAUUGCUUGAAGCCAGAUCGCCAUGAGGCUGAAUCCCCUACUCUCUCCAUUUGUGCAAUCCUGUAUAUAAAAAUAUAUUUUAGUGUCAAUCAUUAUUUUUAGCAAAAUAUCGAUUGGUACUGAGUUGAGAAGCGAAAGGGUACUUUCGCUUCCUGUACAGAGAUGCUAGUCCAUGUAAAUG
This is a messenger RNA of Homalodisca vitripennis (glassy-winged sharpshooter), 491 nucleotides long. RefSeq names its product synaptotagmin 1-like. Gene Ontology annotation, molecular function: syntaxin binding; clathrin binding; calcium ion binding. Gene Ontology annotation, cellular component: dense core granule; axon; synaptic vesicle membrane. The record is from RefSeq and is a predicted model, not a curated record. The coding region runs from base 1 to 297 and encodes 98 amino acids. The transcript has 3 exons. NCBI's taxonomy places the organism in Eukaryota, Metazoa, Arthropoda, Insecta, Hemiptera, Cicadellidae. Gene Ontology annotation, biological process: calcium ion-regulated exocytosis of neurotransmitter; regulation of calcium ion-dependent exocytosis; regulation of dopamine secretion.